Seminavis robusta is the source of this 759-nucleotide messenger RNA. NCBI's taxonomy places the organism in Eukaryota, Bacillariophyta, Bacillariophyceae, Naviculales, Naviculaceae. The record is from the annotation of a GenBank genome assembly.
AUGAACAAUCUGAACAUCAUUACGCAACUCAACCAAAGCCUGGUGUCGUACAUGACAACUGGCGACCACCCACGUGCAUGUAUUGCAGUAAAGGCUCUUCUCAGUCAGACCAGGGCUCUCAUUAAUUUUCUGAAUGCACUUGGUCCUGAGCUUGAGAACCUGGUCACUCAUCAUGGCCCUGCACCCUCCCGUUUCAACUUGGCCUUCGUUUCCACUUUUCCUGAAACCACAGACACUUCUGAUUUUGGCUUGGACUCUGGCGUUCUGACUCUGCUUGACAAGAUGGUGCUCUUUCUUCCACAGACUAGUGCACUUGACCAGAACAUUGAUGAUGUGAUCAUGAUUCUAGCACCUCAAGUUCAUGCUCAUUUCGAAUUGCUGGUGCCUGUCUUGUAUAAUGCUGGCUUCUUUUUCCAUCAGCAAGGCAUUUGCACUGGACGGUCAAGCCUUUUCCUCAAAGGCAUCAAGUACUACCACACGGCCUUGAACUUUUUGGACUUCUUCUUUGAUCCUACUGAUGCUGGGGACUUGGUCAUGCGUUGUGCCCUGUUCAACAACCUCGGGCAUGCAAGUUCAGUUGUGGCUCAUUUCCAAGACGCUGACUUGUGCCUCAAGGAGUUGAAGAAGGCACCUAUGGAACCCUCACCCGGGUCACUUGGUAGGGUGGCGGGAUGGACUGACCAGGAACUCGAAGACUUUUUCAACUAUUUCGUCUCUGUUGGUUCCAUUGGAAGCUAUGGCUUCUCUCCUGCAGCCUAA